GACAUAGCUCCCCAAAUCAACACAGACUGUGGAAACUUCACACUGAACUUCAAGCAUCUUGCAGUGUGUGCAUCUCCAUUCUUCCUCCAGACUCUGGGUCCUUGGUUUCCAAAUGAGAUGCAAAAGUUGCUCUCAUCAGAAAAGAGGACUUUGGACCACUGAGCAACAGACCAGAUCUGUUUUUCUUUAGCCCAGGUGUAUUUGUCAGGAGAGGUGACAAGAACAGAAAUACAUGAAGCAAAGCUAUGAAGAAAUCUAUUAACAUAACCAAUUCUAACUCUGAAAAAUCAAGCAUUUUGUCAGAUUCCUGUAUGUUCUCAAAGGAGAUAGUAAACAUAAACCCCACUCACAUAGGAGAGAAGCCUUUCUCAUGUUCUGUAUGUGGAAAUGGUUUUGGGCAACAUUCAAAUCUAGUUAGACAUCAGAGAACUCACACAGGAGAGAAGCCUUUCUUAUGUAGUAAAUGUGGGAAAUGUUUUGCCAGGAAAGGAGAACUUGUCCGUCAUCAGAGAAUUCACACAGGAGAGAAACUGUUCUCAUGUUCUGAAUGUGAAAAAUGUUUUGUGAAAAAGGCACAUCUUGUCCGUCAUCAGAGAAAACAUACAGGAGAUAAACCAUUCUCAUGUUCUGAGUGUGAAAAAUGUUUUUUCACAAAUGCAGAGCUGGUCAGUCAUCAGAGAAUUCACACAGGAGAGAAACCGUUCUCAUGUUCUGAAUGUGAAAAAAGUUUUGGGCGAUAUUCAAAUCUUGUCAGUCAUCAGAGAACACACACACAAGAGAAACCUUUCUCGUGUUCUGAAUGUGGAAAAUGUUUUAGACGUAAUUCGGAUUGUGUUAGCCAUCAGAGAACCCACACAGGAGAGAAACCGUUCUCAUGUUCUGAAUGUGGAAAAUGUUUUAUCACUAAAGCAGUGCUUGUCUGUCAUCAGAGAACUCACACAGGAGAGAAACCGUUCUCAUGUUCUGUAUGUGGAAAUUGUUUUGGGCAACAUUCAACUCUUGUUAGACAUCAGAGAACACACACAGGAGAGAAGCCUUUCUUAUGUACUAAAUGUGGGAAAUGUUUUGCCGGGAAAGGACAACUUGCCCUUCAUCAGAGAACUCACACAGGAGAGAAACCAUUUUCAUGUUCUGAAUGUGGAAAAUGCUUUAUCAUAAAUGCAGAGCUUGUCCGUCAUCAAAGAAUUCACACAGGAGAGAAACCGUUCUCAUGUUCUGAAUGUGAAAAAUGUUUUGGGCGACAUUCAAAUCUUGUCAGUCAUCAGAGAACACACACACGAGAGAAACCAUUCUCAUGUUCUGAAUGUGGAAAAUGUUUUUACACAAAUGCAGAGCUAGUUUGUCAUCAAAGGACACACACAGGAGAGAAACUGUUCUCAUGUUCUGAAUGUGAAAAAUGUUUUGUCAAAAAGGCACAGCUUGUCCGUCAUCAGCAAACUCACACAGGAGAGAAGCCAUUCUUUUGUUCUGAAUGUGAAAAACGUUUUGUCACAAAUGUAGAACUUGUCAGUCAUCAGAGAACUCACACAGGAGAGAAACCAUUCUUAUGUUUUGAAUGUGAAAAAUGUUUUGUCAAAAAGGCACAGCUUGUCAGUCAUCAUAGAACUCACACAGGAGAGAAACCAUUCUCAUGUUCUGAAUGUGAAAAAUGUUUUGUCACAAAUGCACAUCUUGUCCGUCAUCAGAGAACACACACAGGAGAGAAACUUUUCACAUGUUCUGAAUGUGAAAAAUGUUUUGGGACAAAUGCAGAGCUUGUCCGUCAUCAGAGAACACACACAGGAGAGAAACCGUUCUCAUGUUCUGAAUGUAAAAAAUGUUUUGGGCGACAUUCAAAUCUUGUCAGUCAUCAGAGAACACACACACGAGAGAAACCGUUCUCAUGUUCUGAAUGUGAAAAAUGUUUUUACACAAAUGCAGAGCUAGUUCGUCAUCAAAGAACACACACAGGAGAGAAACUGUUCUCAUGUUCUGAAUGUGAAAAAUGUUUUGUCAAAAAGGCACAGCUUGUCCGUCAUCAGAGAAAACAUACAGGAGAUAAACCAUUCUUAUGUUCUGAAUGUGAAAAAUGUUUUGUCACAAAUGCAGAGCUGGUCAGUCAUCAGAGAACUCACACAGGAGAGAAACCGUUCUCAUGUUCUGAAUGUGAAAAAUGUUUUGGGCAACAUUCAAAUCUUGUCCGUCAUCAGAGAACUCACACAGGAGAGAAACCGUUCUCAUGUUCUGAAUGUGGAAAUUGUUUUGGGCACCAUUCAAGUCUUGUUAGACAUCAGAAAACUCACACAGGAGAGAAGCCUUUCUUAUGUAGUAAAUGUGGGAAAUGUUUUGCCAGUGAAUCAGAGCUUGUCCGUCAUCAGAGAACUCACACAAGUGAGGUGAUAUUAUAAUGCAUCUAUGGAUUAAUAUAGAAAUCAAAUCUUGAAUUGUGAUUUUUCUCAGGCUCGCACAACAAAUAUUAACUUUGAUAGUAGCACUCACAAUAAAUGUAUUUACAAAUUAUUCAUACCAAGAAGAAUAUGAACUGGAACUGGAAUAGGAGACCAG
Molecule: messenger RNA, 2544 nt
Organism: Pelobates fuscus (common spadefoot toad)
Lineage: Eukaryota; Metazoa; Chordata; Amphibia; Anura; Pelobatidae
Product: oocyte zinc finger protein XlCOF7.1-like
Exons: 2
Coding region: 246-2387 (713 amino acids)
Biological process (GO): regulation of transcription by RNA polymerase II
Molecular function (GO): DNA-binding transcription factor activity, RNA polymerase II-specific; RNA polymerase II cis-regulatory region sequence-specific DNA binding
Source: RefSeq, a predicted model, not a curated record